AUGGCAGCACUCCCUGUGUGGGUGGUCAAAAAGCAUGGUGACUCGUUAGCUGGUUGCAUAUUUUCAGUUGUGCAACUGGUAGUAGGUUCACCUAGAUGUGGUUUUCGCGACUACAUCUUGUAUAAUGGGCUAAUUGGUCAAUCGCCUAAAUUGGCCCUUCAGUAUCUCAUGACGAUGUCCGGGUGCACCGAUGCUGAAGGAUCACAUCAACUUGAUUCAAAACGUGCUGUGCAUUCAUGCCGAAAAAAUGUACCCGGCACAUCAUUCGUCUCAGAUUUGAGAGAUCACAUGCACGAGUUCAUCAAUGCCUCUGCAGAUGAACACAGGGCAUGCUUCACAAAGACUAUCAAGAAGAUGUUCGGGAUGUCGAAGAUUGCCGCACAGAGAUGGUCCGAAGCAGAGGAAACUGGACCCUCAAGUGUCUUGCCACUACAGACCACCGGGUCGCGGUAG
Messenger RNA from Miscanthus lutarioriparius, 453 nucleotides. The record is from the annotation of a GenBank genome assembly. Lineage: Eukaryota; Viridiplantae; Streptophyta; Magnoliopsida; Poales; Poaceae.